GUAGCUAAAGCGGCGGUGGACACAAAGGGGAGACAGAGAGAGAGAGAGAGAGAGGGGUGGAGAGCGUGGAGAGGAGAGGAACUGGUCCCCCCACCUCGCCUCCCCGAAACCCCCUCCCCCAUCCAUUCCCCCUCCCUUAUCCUCGCGCGUACACACACACAGACACACACACACACACACACACACACACUCCCUUGCACGCGCGCACACACACAUACACACAUACACGCGCGCAUCCACCGAAGAGCAGAGGCCUGGCGGCUCGUGGCUUGCGGAGCUGAGCCAAGGGUUGGGGGCGCGGCUGCCGCUGCGGGGCUCCCGUUGUACCACCGACUCUCGAACACCCGGGAGGGGAUGCUGAAGCGCUGCCCCGGGGAGGAGCGGACAGGACGGGCGCGGCUGCUCGGUGGUGGAGGCGGCGGCCGCUCCUCCGGGGUGUGAUUGAUGCUCUGGGCCUGCUGCUCCCUGUGCUCAACGCCGUCCUCCUCGGGCAGUUAGUUAUGGGGGCAGCCAGCGCCGCGGGGACCACGCUCCGGCUGCCCGCGGCUCCCCCGCUCGCUUUCUGUUACACGUCGGUUUUUCUGCUUUUCGCUUUCUCUGUGCCCGGGAGCAGAGCGUCCAACCAGCUCCCGGGCGGCGGCGGUGGCGGCGGCGGGGCAGGAGCGGGCGCUGGAGCAGCAGCCGGAGGAGGAGGGGGCGCAGCCGGAGGAGGAGGAGGAGGAGACUGCCCUGGCACGGGCAAAGGGAAGAGCAUCAACUGCUCAGAAUUAAAUGUGAGGGAGUCUGAUGUAAGAGUUUGUGAUGAAUCGACUUGUAAAUAUGGAGGACUCUGUAAAGAAGAUGGAGAAGGCUUGAAAUGUGCAUGUCAAUUUCAGUGUCAUACAAAUUACAUUCCUGUCUGUGGCUCAAAUGGAGACACUUAUCAAAAUGAAUGCUUCCUCAGAAGAGCUUCCUGUAAACAUCAGAAAGAGAUAACGGUAGUGUCAAGAGGACCAUGUUACUCUGAUAAUGGUUCUGGCUCUGGAGAAGGAGAGGAAGAAGGGUCAGGGGCAGAAGUUCACAGGAAACAUUCCAAGUGUGGACCUUGCAAAUAUAAAGCUGAGUGUGAUGAGGAUGCAGAAAAUGUUGGGUGUGUAUGUAACAUAGACUGCAGUGGAUACAGUUUUAAUCCUGUCUGUGCUUCUGAUGGGAGUUCCUACAACAACCCAUGCUUUGUUCGAGAAGCAUCAUGUGUGAAACAGGAACAGAUUGAUAUAAGACACCUUGGACAUUGCACAGACACUGAUGAUACUAGUUUGUUGGGAAAAAAGGAUGAUGGAUUACCAUAUCGACCAGAUGUGAAAGAUGCCAGUGAUCAAAGAGAAGAUAUUUAUAUUGGAAACCACAUACCUUGCCCUGAAAACUUCAAUGGUUACUGCAUACAUGGAAAAUGUGAAUUCAUUUAUUCUACUCAAAAGGCUUCUUGCCGGUGUGAAUCUGGUUACACGGGACAGCACUGUGAAAAGACAGAUUUUAGUAUUCUCUAUGUGGUUCCAAGUAGACAAAAACUUACCCACGUCCUUAUUGCAGCCAUCAUUGGAGCUGUACAGAUCGCCAUUAUCGUCGCAAUUGUCAUGUGCAUAACAAGAAAAUGCCCUAAGAACAACAGAGGACGUCGGCAGAAGCAAAACCUAGGCCAUUUUACAUCGGAUACGUCAUCCAGAAUGGUUUAGCUCGAUGACUUUUAUAUGUACACCAACCAUGUGAUAAACAUUUUAUUAUGUCUUUUUUUAAAGAAUAGAAAUAUUUAUUUCAGAGGCCUUAUUUUUGGACAUUUUUAGUGGAACACUGUCGGCUUGUAUUUAGAAAAGCAUCAACUCUAACAAUUAUGGAGUUUCUGUUUUGUGUUUUUAAAUACUGAACUUCAUUUUCUGUAUCUGUAACACAUGGUUAUAUAAGACUUGUACUUUACCCAUGGAAUGUAAUAUUUUUGCAAACCCAGAUCACUUCACAAAUGAUUAUAGAGUCACACACACACACACACGCAUACACAACCACAAGAAUUAAGCAUGAACUAAAGGUAAAAGAUGUUUACAGAUUACUUUUCAUACAAAAAAAAACCCUAGAAGACACUGUGUUUAAAUAGAUAUUUAAAUGUUUUUGAGAUUUAGUACAUGAUUUUUUUAGACACUGCUUACCGCAUGAAUUGUGAAGCUGUAUUAUGUGUGUAGCUGUAAAAUAUUUAUAAAACGUUUGGAUUGUAAAUUGAACACUACUUUCCUUGAGAAAUGCUUCUAACAUUUGGAAAAGGAUCUCAUGGUGCUGAUGGAACAGAUCCAUAAAAGGUGGGCCUUGGUAGAUUUAGUUUAUUGUGAUCAUUGACUCUAAAAGGCAACAGAUUGGAAUCAAGCCUACUUUUCUCAUUACCAUUUUAAUACUCAACCACUUUUUUAAAGAAAAUAUUUGUUUUAACACAAAAAAUAAAUUGAUUGUAUUAGUGUUUGUGAUUAAAAUGCAAAAAAAGAUCAUUAACGAGCAGCAUUCCUGAAGAGAAUAUGCCAAGAGCUUUAAAAAAAGCUCUUCCUCCAAAUUAGACUUCUGGUUAUAGUUAUAUUAAUAGAUUGUUGAUGUUUGGAAGAUCUGAAAUGUGAGUAGGAUGUAUUCAACUGUUUAACAUGUAGUUUAGACUUUCAGAAGUAUGCAUGUAGAAUUUAAUAAUUUGUUGAAAAUAAACAAUUGAUUUUAAUAUUUGGUUUGGAAAGCAUGUUAAAAUACAAUGUUUUCACUAUA
Messenger RNA from Trichosurus vulpecula (common brushtail), 2769 nucleotides. RefSeq names its product transmembrane protein with EGF like and two follistatin like domains 1 (gene TMEFF1). The record is from RefSeq and is a predicted model, not a curated record. Bases 501 to 1712 code for a protein of 403 amino acids. The transcript has 10 exons. Gene Ontology annotation, molecular function: protein binding. Lineage: Eukaryota; Metazoa; Chordata; Mammalia; Diprotodontia; Phalangeridae.